Messenger RNA from Prunus mume (Japanese apricot), 1104 nucleotides. RefSeq names its product PLAC8 family protein. NCBI's taxonomy places the organism in Eukaryota, Viridiplantae, Streptophyta, Magnoliopsida, Rosales, Rosaceae. The record is from RefSeq and is a predicted model, not a curated record.
GCUACAAACGACUCUGAGACAGAAAGAGACCUCGUUUUCUUCCCCAUUCAUUUCUCUCGAUCCAAUUUUAGGGUUUCAAAAUUCAAUCUCUCUCUCUCUGCGAUUCAAAUUUUAGGGUUUCUGAUUUCUCUCUGCGAUCAAUUAUGGCGAUCAACAACAGGGAGAGCAACGUCCAAGAGGAAUCGAACCCUCUUCUGAGUCAGCAAUUCGAGGAGCCUCAGAAGGAUGCUGAAAAGCCCGCCAAGGCCUCGCCGGAGACUCAGUCGUCGGAGAAAUCUGGGCUGUGUCAGGGGGGUGGUAGGGGGGGGGGGUGGACCGCCGAUGGGCUGCCGUUGGGGCACGGGAGCGUGAUGGGUGAGCCCAUGGGCCGGGCCCAGUGGGACUCCGGCCUUCUUGCAUGUCUUGGCCGUAAUGAUGAUUUCUGUAGCAGCGAUCUUGAAGUUUGCCUUCUUGGAAGUGUGGCUCCUUGUGUGUUGUAUGGAAGCAAUGUCGAGAGACUUGGAUCUACUCCUGGGACGUUUGCAAAUCACUGUUUGUCUUACUAUGGUCUAUAUCUGAUUGGUAAUACCUUUUUUGGUUGGAACUGCCUUGCACCAUGGUUUUCAUAUCCUAGCCGUACUGCUAUCCGCCGCAAGUUCAACCUAGAGGGUAGCUGUGAGGCGCUUCAUAGGUCAUGUGGAUGCUGUGGCAGCUUUGUGGAAGAUGAGGUACAACAAGAACAGUGUGAGACCGCCUGUGAUUUUGCGACUCAUGUUUUCUGCCAUGCAUGCGCCCUUUGUCAGGAAGGUCGUGAGAUCCGUCGCAGGAUGCUUCAUCCUGGUUUCAAUGCUCAACCAGUUCUGGUUAUGAUUCCUCCCGGGGAGCAGGCCAUGGGCCGUGGAGCUUGAGAGCAUACUUUGUGGGCACGAGAUGCUUGUACUUUGUGUAUACAUACUUAAGUGUGUUUUGAUGAUAUUAAGAGCUGUGUUAAAUCUGCAUUGACUUAUCCGAACCACAUCUUUUACUUGGUUUUUUGCAGUCAAGUAUAAAUAAGAUGAGAUGAAAGUAUAUAGACUUGUGUGUAUGUAAUACUUGAUAUCUAUGUACGUGCUUGUUCAUUGAAUA